This is a messenger RNA of Drosophila yakuba, 558 nucleotides long. RefSeq names its product larval cuticle protein 65Ag1 (gene Lcp65Aa). The coding region runs from base 50 to 358 and encodes 102 amino acids. The transcript has a single exon. The record is from RefSeq and is a predicted model, not a curated record. Gene Ontology annotation, molecular function: structural constituent of chitin-based larval cuticle. NCBI's taxonomy places the organism in Eukaryota, Metazoa, Arthropoda, Insecta, Diptera, Drosophilidae. Gene Ontology annotation, cellular component: chitin-based extracellular matrix.
UUUUGUAUAUCGAAAAAACACGACAACUACUAAGGAACUACCAGUCAAGAUGAAGUGCAUCCUUGUGUUCGCCUGCCUUUUAAUUGCCCUGUGCCUAGCUGCUCCUGCUCCGGAUGCAGAGAUUGUUAACCAGGUGUCCGAUGUCAAUGCCGAUAGCUAUAGCUACAAGUUUGAGACGAGCGAUGGCACCAAGCAGGAGCAGCACGGAUCACUGAAGAAUCUUGGUCCCGAGGACGAUGCCUUGCAGGUGGCCGGAUCCUAUAGCUUCGUGGAUCAGGACGGACAGACGCAUACCAUUAACUACGUGGCGGAUGAGAACGGAUUCCAACCACAAGGCGAGGAUAUUCCCCAACUUUGAAUCGGAGUGUAAAGUCUAUGCCAAAAAUAAAUAGAAUUCGAGUGAAAAAACACGCCGUUUAAUCGUUGUAGGUUCAGAAACCAAAAUAAUGAAUACCCUUUUAAUAUCUAACUCAAUUUGAAUAAAGGUUUAAAACUAUUUUUAUGUUGAUCCGUAAUAUAUUUUAAGGAAAUAGAAACUUCGAAUACUUUUUAAGAAAA